Messenger RNA from Carassius gibelio (silver crucian carp), 1247 nucleotides. RefSeq names its product SLAM family member 9-like. Lineage: Eukaryota; Metazoa; Chordata; Actinopteri; Cypriniformes; Cyprinidae. The record is from RefSeq and is a predicted model, not a curated record. The transcript has 3 exons. The coding region runs from base 498 to 1247 and encodes 249 amino acids.
UUAGCUCUUCCUGUCCUAUGGUUGUAAAGCACUGCAGUUUAUCUUUGGGUGCGAUGGAUGAAACUGAAGUGUUAGACGCUGUAGAAUCUACAUUCGCUAUUGUAUUUCUAAUGUUAUCUAUUUUAUCAGUGAAGAAAUUCAUAAAGUCAUUACUAUUUAACGUUGGUGGAAUAUUUGAAUCAGGUGGCGUCUGGUAAUUUGUUAACUUAGCCACUGUGCUAAAUAAAAACCUUGGAUUGUUUUGGUUAUUUUCAAUGAGUUUGUGUAUAUGCUCUGCCCUAGCAGUUUUUAGAGCCUGUCUAUAGCUGGACAUACUGUUUUUCCAUGCAAUUCUAAAAACUUCUAAGUUAGUUUUUCUCCAUUUGCGUUCAAGACUACGAGUUAAUUUCUUGAGAGAGUGAGUAUUACUGUUAUACCAUGGUACAGUACGUUUUUCUCUAACUUUUUUCAAUUUGAUUGGGGCAACAGCUUCUAAUGUAUUAGAGAAAAUAGUGCCCAUGUUGUCAAUAAUUUCGUCUAAUUCGUGUGUAUUUUUGGGUAUAAUUAGCAGUGUGUUUGGUGCAGAAACAAAUGAAAUGCAGUCAGUGUCAGUGAUGGAGGGAGAUCAUGUCACUUUAAAAACUAAUGUUGCUGAAUUAAAUGGAGAUGAUGACAUAACAUGGAAAUAUGGAGCUGAGAAGUAUCUCAUAGUUAAAAUCAGUGAGAAACGAAAUGUUUCAAAAUUUGAUGUUCCUGAUGAGAGAUUCAGAGACAGAGUGAAGCUGGACAACGAAACUUUAUCCCUGACCAUCACAAACAUCACAACCCAACACACUGGACUCUAUGAACAACAGAUAAGGGGAACAAAACUGUCAUCAAAAACAUUCAAUGUUUCUGUUUAUCCUCGUCUGCCUGUUCCUACCAUUACCAGAGACUGUUCAUCAUCAUCAUCAUCAUCAUCAUAUUGUUCACUGUUGUGUUCAGUGGUGAAUGUGGGUCAUGUGACUCUCUCCUGGUACAAAGGAAACAAAGGUUUAUUGUCCAGCAUCAGUGUGUCUGAUCUCAGCAUCAGUCUCUCUCUACCUCUGGAGGUGGAAUAUCAGGAGAAAAACAGCUACAGCUGUGUGAUCAACAAUCCCAUCAGAAACCAGACCACACAUCUGGACAUCACUCAACUCUGCAGCAACCAGAAUCAACAUCUGGACAUCAGUCAUCUCUGUCACACAUGUUCAGGUACAGCAGAGCUGAUAUAUGUGUUUAUGUACUGA